Sebastes umbrosus (honeycomb rockfish) is the source of this 1562-nucleotide messenger RNA. RefSeq names its product hydroxycarboxylic acid receptor 2-like. NCBI's taxonomy places the organism in Eukaryota, Metazoa, Chordata, Actinopteri, Perciformes, Sebastidae. The record is from RefSeq and is a predicted model, not a curated record. Bases 331 to 1425 code for a protein of 364 amino acids. Gene Ontology annotation, cellular component: membrane. Gene Ontology annotation, biological process: G protein-coupled receptor signaling pathway. Gene Ontology annotation, molecular function: G protein-coupled receptor activity. The transcript has 3 exons.
UACUGGUGUGGUAACUGCUUGACGUCAGAUGAUGAAACAGGAACAUCCUCCUGUCAGAGACAUAAAUACACAGACGGCGGUUUAUCAACAGUUUAUCAAUGAAAUCCUUUCAUACGGCUGACCGAUUUCAUUCAACAGAAAAAAAGGAAGGAGGUGAGAAGAGGAAGGGGCAAAUUUCCUGAAUCUCUUAACUUUCCUCGGUGUGGUCAUACAGUUAUUUUCCUCCUAAGUAUUCAACCACUAAACCCACAACGGUUUUUAAUAGAAGCACAUCAAAAUAAUCUGAUUUUAAUCGUCUUCCCAUAAAAACACAUUAUAAAAUUAGCCAAAAUGCAAUCAGAGCUAAGUGAAAACUUCAACACCACAGUGUUAAACUUGACGACCCCGAUCCCUGGUGGCGGCUGUCCACCAGUCGGUAUCCAACUGGAGGGUGUGAUCCUGCCCCCAGUCCUCAUCAUUGAUGUCAUACUGGGGCUGCUGGGAAACGUAGUUGCUCUGUGGAUCUUCUGCUUCAAACUGAAGGCGUGGAACCCCAACAACCUGUUCCUCUUCAAUCUGGUCAUCGCCGACUUCCUGGCGCUGGUGAGUCUGCCGCUGAGGAUCGACGCCUUGAUCAGGGGCCACUGGGUGUUUGGAGACGGAAUGUGCCGUAUCAACCUCUUCCUGAUGUUUUCCAACCGCUCGGCCAGCAUCGCACUCAUGACCGUGGUCGCAAUUUACCGCUACUUUAAGGUGGUCCACCCUCACCACCGGUUCAACCGCAUGACCAAGCGCCACGCUGCCUUCGUAUCCGUGUUCGUCUGGCUGCUGGUGAUCAUUCCUCGGGUUCCCAUGCUGGCGUACAACCACAUCAAGGGCAGCGGGGACAAAACCCAGUGCUUCUUCUUCACUUCGUACAAAGAGGCGUCGCGGGCCAUCAUCAUCCUGGUGGGCAUGCACCGCAUCCUGACGGUGCUGGAGUUCAUCAUCCCGAUGGCCAUGCUGCUGUUCUGCUCCGUCCGGAUCUCCUGCUUCCUGAAGCAGCGACAGAUGGGGAAACCAGACAAGGUGCGAAAGGCGAUGCGAGUGUGCGUGGCCAUCGUCGCGGUGUUCAUGGUGUGCUUCCUGCCCACCACGGUGACGACCAUCGGGGUGUGGGUCAUCCGCUCGUACCGGCCGUGGGACUGCGCCUCCUUCUACACCUUCACCCAGCUCACCAUCGUGUCUCUGGGCCUGAACUUCCUGAACUCGGCCCUGGACCCCAUCGUCUACGUCUUCUCCAGCUCCAUGUUCAGGAAGGCCCUCUGCAGCUCGCUGCCACGCGCCGUGCGCUGCAGACAGGAUGCAGGCGACGGCGAGAACGCAGCGUCCUUGUCAGCAUCUCAGUCGACCACCCAGCAGGAACUGAAAUCCAUGAGGGCCGACAGAGGGAGUGAAGCCAUGUAGAGCUUUCCCUCCAUAAUUAUGACUGGAUCAGGCAGAGCACUGUCCUCAUGUCCUUGUGUAGUAUUUUGUACUAAGUUAUCUACUUGUUUUGUGUGUUUAUUUGUUUUUGAUGCUGUUAAAGUUUUGUUCACAUCUGU